Molecule: messenger RNA, 3046 nt
Organism: Megalops cyprinoides (Indo-Pacific tarpon)
Lineage: Eukaryota; Metazoa; Chordata; Actinopteri; Elopiformes; Megalopidae
Product: disintegrin and metalloproteinase domain-containing protein 10
Exons: 15
Coding region: 1-2070 (689 amino acids)
Biological process (GO): Notch signaling pathway; membrane protein ectodomain proteolysis
Cellular component (GO): plasma membrane
Molecular function (GO): metalloendopeptidase activity
Source: RefSeq, a predicted model, not a curated record
AUGACCCCUGUCCACCGUCAAAAGCCUAUAAUGGGCAUGCGAGCAUCAGAACUAGACCUUGGAGCAGUGGAAGAAGGAGCUUUGGGUGCCAUCAGCCCAUUCAUAAGACAUUAUGAAGGACUGUCCUAUGACCGGAAAGCUGUGCACAGAAAGCACCAACGAGCCAGGAGAGAAACCAACCCUCACAGUCAGGUGGUGCAGCUGGACUUCAGAGCUUUUAACAGGACCUUCAGGCUACGUCUGAAACGAGACACAACAGGAUUUUCAGAGGACUUUGAGAUCCAUUUAAAGCAGGGCUCCAAGCUGGCUGAUCUUUCUCACAUCUACUUAGGAGAGCUGGAAGAUGAAGGGGGUUCCUCUUGUCAAGGCUCCAUUCUUGAAGGGCAGUUUGAAGGCACUAUUCAGACAAGGAGUGGGACGUACUACGUUGAGCCUCUACACAGAUUUACCACCAGCCAGUCAGACCACCACUCUAUCAUCUACCAUGAAGACGACAUUGAUCCCAUCCGCCUGGAGAGAGGCCACGAUGGGUUCUGCGGUGCAGAACAGCUGCAGCAUUUUGCCCAACGCCUCAGACAGGAGGAGGCAGCUCAGGGGGAACCCGUGUCCAGGUCAAGGAGGACAGUGGACUACUCUAAGACCAGCUGUCUCCUCCACCUUCACGCAGAUCACCUCUACUUCAAGAGGUUCGGGAGUGUGGAAGCAGUAGUCGCUCAGGUUGCCGCCUACAUCAGAGCAGUGAACGACAUCUACGAUAAAGCAGACUUUAAUGGCAUCAAGUUAAUCAACUUCAAAGUGAAAUCUCUCACCGUCAUCACUGAAGAGGACCGCUCUAACCCUCUCCAUCGACCCUUUGUUGGUCCAGAGAAGCUCCUCAGCCUCUUCUCAGAGGCAAACUGGGGCAACUACUGCCUUUCCUACCUGCUCACCAACCGCGACUACAGCGGAGUGCUGGGAUUGGCCUGGGAGGGGAAGCCAGGAAACUCAGGAGGGAUAUGCUCCAAGUAUGUGCCAAUGCAGGAUGGCAAAAACUCUACUCUGAACACGGGCCUGAUCACACUGCAGAACUAUGGCCACUACCUGUCCCAGAGACAUGUCCAUCUGACCUUUGCCCAUGAGCUAGGUCACAGCCUGGGAGCCCCUCAUGACGAAGGCGAAGACUGUGGGAACCUGGGGUCCACUGGAGGGAAAGGCAGGUACCUCAUGUUUCCUCAUGCCACCAAUGAAGUUCAGGAGAACAAUGACAAAUUCUCCCCAUGCAGUAUUAAACACAUCAGUCGUAUCCUGGAAAUCAAGAAGGACAUGUGCUUUGUGGUCAGUGACCAGCCCAUCUGUGGAAACCAGAUUGUUGAGGAGGGUGAGGAGUGUGAUAUUGGACACAAUGAAGCAGAUCCGUGUUGCUAUAGUGCUACACAACCAGUGGGUGUCCAGUGUCAUCUGAAACCUAACAAGCUUUGCAGUCCCAGUCAAGGCUUGUGCUGCAGUGCCAGUUGUGACUUCAAACGCCAGGACGUUACCUGUGAAGAGGAGUCUGAGUGUCAGUUGAAGAGCCAGUGUUCUGGAACCAUGGCCACCUGCCCCACUCCUGGUGCCAAGCCCAAUAUGACAGCUUGUGGCCUGGGCACACGAGUCUGUAUCAGUGGGGAGUGCUCCCUGUCACUGUGUGUGAAGCAUGGGUUGGAGCAGUGUGACUGCCCUGGAGAGUCCAUGAAGGAGAAGUGCCACAUGUGCUGCCAAGAGCCAGGUAAGCCCAAAACCUGUGCAAGCACCACCUCCUCGGUUUUGUCCAGGUUCUUCCGAGGGGCCCGCAUUGCUCUGGUGCCAGGGGCUCCCUGCUCGGACAAGCAGGGCUACUGUGAUAAGUUCCACAUGUGCCGCCUGCUGGAUGCUGAUGGGCCCAUCGCAAGGCUGAAAAAUGCCUUUUUGCAUCUAAAUGAGUUUGACGACCUGGCAGAGUGGAUGAAGGCUCACUGGUGGGCAAUUCUCCUCGCCAUUCUCACUCUCUCAGCUGUGAUGGCAAGUACCGUCUUUCUGUUUGGGAGGGCCCUGGACAGCGAAGAGGCUGAGUAGACACCAUUGCACCUACUCCCAAAAAUAAAAAAAAACAGAGGCUGCUGCAAUACAGCAAUGCAAAGCUUGUCAUGGAUCAGCCAGGCCAUCUUUGUAUGUGAAUCAGUAGUGAAAGAGUGCAGAUGAUUUCAAACCACAAAUUCUUUCUAUUUUGCAGAUUACAACUUUGUACACAUUUAUCCAUUUCCAUAGUGAUACGCUCCAUGUCCAUAGCCACCAUAAUCUGUAGGUCAUUAUGCAUCCCAGCACAUCUGACAGCACUGCAUAUGAUGGGAACAUGUUUACAUUCCCAUGUGUGCUUUACUAUAAAACACACUGGGUCAGAUAUGGACGAGUCAUGUGCUUUGAGUGUAUACAUGUGACUCGGUUGCAUGUGCUCUCUUCUUUCACACUCGCUUGUCCAAACAUUGUGCAGUGUGACACAAGUCCUUGAAUGGACUUCAACUUGUUUGCUCUGUACAUAGCCAUCUGAACCUGAUGUCUAAUUUAAGGUUUGACAAUCUUCCAGGUUUCCACAGUUGUUACAUUACAAUACUGUGGUAGCUUCUUAGUGCUCAACCAGUAUGGAGGGUAGGACAAAUGAAAGUAAAAAAAAAAAGGAGCAGUCAUUGAUGAAUGCCAUUGAGCACGAUGUAGUUUGCAGGCCUGGCUGCGGUCAUCGUGGUGCAGGUUGGAUAUUGCUAGAAGGUGGUUAGAUAAGGUUGGCAACGCAGUUGAAAAGGAACACAAGGCCUCACACCUUCAUUCAACGUGUACCUUUCAGUUGUGCAAUUUUGAUGACAAGCCGAUGUCAGCUGUGUUUGUCUCGUCAUCCUCACACUUCAAAAGUAAAUGAUGGGUUACCAUACUGAACUGAACUCGUGGCAUGAAGUGCUGCACAAAUGGCACUUUCCAUUGCCUCAGAGGCACCUGCCUGACUCUAUCGUUCUUGGAAAAACGAUAAAGGUUGUUCUGUUGCGUCCUUGGUUGACAAGUG